Ciona intestinalis (vase tunicate) is the source of this 1938-nucleotide messenger RNA. RefSeq names its product spliceosome-associated protein CWC27 homolog. The record is from RefSeq and is a predicted model, not a curated record. Gene Ontology annotation, molecular function: peptidyl-prolyl cis-trans isomerase activity. NCBI's taxonomy places the organism in Eukaryota, Metazoa, Chordata, Ascidiacea, Phlebobranchia, Cionidae. Gene Ontology annotation, cellular component: catalytic step 2 spliceosome. Gene Ontology annotation, biological process: protein peptidyl-prolyl isomerization; protein folding.
AAUAACUUGACGUCACUCACUAUGAAUGUUUGAAAACCCUUUGAUUUACCUGAAAUUGUCACAAGCCACAUUAUCGCCAUCUGCAAUAAAUACAAUUAUUUCAUGCAGAUGUGUAGAGUGCUUCAAAAUGAGUAAUAUUUAUAUAAAGGAGCCAAGCACCAAUGGAAAAGUGCUUCUGCACACAUCUAUGGGCGACAUAGAUGUGGAGUUGUGGUCAAAAGAAGCACCACUGGCAUGUAGAAACUUUGUACAGCUGUGUAUGGAAGGUUACUACAAUAAUGUGAUUUUUCAUCGAAUUGUGCCUGGUUUUAUUGUACAAGGUGGGGAUCCAACUGGUACAGGUGAAGGUGGAGAUUCGGUUUACGGAAAAACCUUUAAAGAUGAGUUCCAUACACGCUUAAGAUUUGUUCGUCGUGGUUUGGUUGCCAUGGCCAACGCUGGUUCAAACGAUAACGGAAGUCAAUUCUUUUUCACGUUGGGUCCUUGUAAUGAUUUGAACAAGAAACAUACCAUUUUUGGCAAGGUGGCUGGUGAAACUAUUUAUAACCUGGUACGUCUUGGUGAGGUUGGUACAACUGAUGAUGAGAGACCUAUCAACCCUCCCUUUAUAAAGUGGACCAAGGUUUUGGCGAAUCCGUUUGAAGAUAUUGUACCGAGAACUGUUCCGGAUAAAGAUAAAAAUGAAAAGAAGAAAAAGAAAAGUCAAAUGAAAGCAACAAAAGAUUUUAAGCUUCUGUCAUUCGGUGAGGAAGCAGAAGAAGAGGAAAUGGAUGUUCUUGAGUUUAGAGCAAAACACAACACGAAAGGCAAGAGCAGCCACGAUUUAGCAAACGAUCCAAAACUGAGUUCUGAGCCCGCUAUUCCUGAUUAUGAUGCAAAAAGUGGUAAACGGAAAGCAGAAUUGGAUACAUCAGGUGACAAGGUUGAAUCUGAUGGUAGUAGCUCCGAUGAUGACACUAAGAAAGAGAGGCUGGAAAAUGUAAAGAGCAAAUUACAAACCAAACGUAAAGUGGAAAAAAGAGUUAAGAUCGAGGCAGUUGGUGAAAAUGAAAAGGAUGAUUCUUUAAAAAGUGAAGAAUUACGAAAAGAAUCAAGACAACUGGCCCGGGAGAUACUGAAAUCCAGGAGAGGGGCUGACAAAAAUGAAGAUGAGAAAGGAGAGGAGAAAAGUGAUGACAGUGAUCAAGAAGACGCAUCAAAUCCACUCUUCGCUGAUUUUAAGAAGCAACAAAAGAUUUAUAAAGAAAAGACAGCCAAGUUUAAACAGAAGGGCUCAACUCGGGAAGAAGCUACACUUGCUCUCUUAAACGGAUUCAAACAGAAACUGGAGACAGUGAGGAAAGAGGCGGGAUGGAAUGAAGAUGAGAUGGAAGAUCCACCAGAUGAUGAUGAUGGUGGAGAUGAUGAUUCUGGAUGGAUGUUACAUCGCUUAAAACACACGGAUGAGAAACGAGAUGCAAAAGAUGUGAACCGAACUGUUACUGAAGAUACUUACGACAUUCACGAUCCUAGGAACACAAUCAAUCAAAGACGAAGAGAGACCUCUAAAAAGCCACAUAAAGACAAGGACAAGACGGAGAGGCGACACCAUGAUAGACAUGACCGUCACCGCUCAGACAGACAUAAGCGCAGAUAGCAAUAUAAGUUCCACCUAAUUUAGAAAAAUAUCGCAUCACACAAAGUGCCUAAAAAAGGAUGAUGCAGUCGAGUUGCACUUGAGGCUUGCUACUAAAAAGCAAAGAGCUUGUAACUCGUUUGAAACCGUUUAAACUGUUUUGCUAAGAAAAAGUGAAUCACUGCUACUCGGACGGUGAUUUUUAGAAGUAUUAAAUAAAGUACAAAAUAUGUGUAUUAUUGCGUACAAUGCGUCACAAUUUGAUUCUCGAGUAUUUUUUUCACGCCACAACCCCACAAGUAAAACACUAGUCAUCCAAAUUU